Molecule: messenger RNA, 2011 nt
Organism: Myotis lucifugus (little brown bat)
Lineage: Eukaryota; Metazoa; Chordata; Mammalia; Chiroptera; Vespertilionidae
Gene: AFAP1
Product: actin filament associated protein 1
Exons: 14
Coding region: 112-1995 (627 amino acids)
Cellular component (GO): cytosol
Molecular function (GO): SH2 domain binding; SH3 domain binding
Source: RefSeq, a predicted model, not a curated record
ACCGCCUGCUCAUUUCUACAGAAACGUGGCCGUGGAGUCUUCGCAGCUCUUCACUAGGAGAGUGGAUGCUCACUGAGGACCACCUAGGCGCACCGGAGACAAAACGCAGCAAUGGAGGAGUUAAUAGUGGAACUUCGUCUCUUUCUUGAACUCCUGGACCACGAAUACCUGACAUCCACGGUCAGGGAGAAGAAGGCCGUGAUUGCGGACAUCCUGCUCAGGAUACAGGCCUCCAGAGGUUCUGAAGUGAGAGACCACGCUCCGAAGCAGGAGACCCCCAGCAGCCUGCCGGCCCCUCCCCAGAUGCCUCUGCCGGAGAUCCCGCAGCCCUGGCUGCCCCCCGACAGCGGGCCGCCCCCACUGCCCACGUCCUCGCUCCCAGAGGGUUAUUAUGAGGAGGCCGUGCCGCUGAGUCCUGGGAAAGCUCCGGAAUACAUCACGUCAAAUUAUGACUCGGAUGCGAUGAGUAGCUCUUACGAAUCGUAUGACGAGGAGGAGGAGGAUGGCAAGGGGAAGAAGACGCGCCACCAGUGGCCCUCGGAGGAGGCCUCCAUGGACCUGGUGAAGGACGCCAAGAUCUGUGCCUUCCUGCUGCGCAAGAAGCGCUUCGGACAGUGGACCAAGUUGCUCUGCGUCAUCAAAGACACCAAACUACUGUGCUACAAGAGCUCCAAGGACCAGCAGCCGCAGAUGGAGCUGCCCCUCCCGGGCUGCAGCAUCGCCUACGUCCCGAAGGACGGCAAGAAGAAGCAGCACGAGCUGAAGAUCACGCAGCAGGGCACCGACCCCCUGGUCCUCGCGGUGCAGAGCCGGGAGCAGGCCGAGCAGUGGCUGAAGGUGAUCCGAGAGGUCUACAGCGGCUGCAGUGGGCCCGUGGACGCCGAGUGUCCCCCGCCGCCAGGCUCCCCGGUGCACAAGGCGGAGCUGGAGAAGAAACUGUCCUCGGAGAGACCAAGCUCGGACGGGGAGGGUGUCGUGGAGAAUGGAGUCGCCGUGUGUAACGGGAAAGAACAAGUCAAGAGGAAAAAAAGUUCCAAAUCAGAGGGCAAGGGGACUGUAUCUAAAGUCACUGGGAAGAAAAUCACCAAGAUCAUCGGUUUAGGAAAGAAAAAGCCGUCGACCGACGAGCAGACCUCCUCCGCCGAGGAGGACGUGCCCACCUGCGGCCACCUGAACGUGCUCUCCAACAACCGCUGGCGGGAGCGCUGGUGCAGGGUCAAGGACAACAAGCUCAUCCUGCACAAGGACAGGACCGACCUGAAGACCCACCUCGUGUCCAUCCCUCUCCGCGGCUGCGAGGUGAUCCCCGGGCUGGACUCCAGGCACCCGCUGACCUUCCGGCUGCUCCGCAACGGGCAGGAGGUGGCCGUGCUGGAGGCGGCGUCCUCGGAAGACAUGGGCCGGUGGAUCGGAGUCCUGCUGGCGGAGACGGGGUCCUCCACAGACCCCGGCGCCCUGCACUACGACUACAUCGACGUGGAGAUGUCGGCCAACAUCAUCCAGACGGCCAAGCAGACCUUCUGCUUCAUGAACAGACGUGUCAUCUCCACCAACCCCUACCUCGGGGGCACCCCCAACGGCUAUGCCCACCCCAGCGGGACGGCGCUGCACUACGACGACGCCCCCUGCGUGAACGGCUCGUUGAAGAGUAAAAAGCCCCCCCUCGCAUCCAGCGGGGCUGCAGGAAAAGGCAAGACCCUGAGCAGCCAGCCCAAGAAGGCCGAGCCGGCCGCCGGCGUGAGGCGCACGCCUUCCAAUGCUGACCAGUACAGAUACGGCAAGAACAGGGUGGAAGCAGAUGCCAGGCGGCUGCAGACCAAGGAAGAGGAGCUGCUGCGGCGGAAGGAAGCCCUGCGGACCAGGCUGGCCCAGCUCCGGAAGGAAAGGAGGGACCUGCGGGCCGCCAUCGAGGCGAACGCUGGUAGGAGGGCGCCCGUCCGGGAGGGUCUGCCUCCCUCUGUCUGCCACAGGCCUCACUCAUCAGCUCGCGGCUAAGAUUCAGCUUGUGUCC